Messenger RNA from Daldinia caldariorum, 1931 nucleotides. Its product is annotated as glycoside hydrolase family 128 protein. Gene Ontology annotation, cellular component: fungal-type cell wall. Lineage: Eukaryota; Fungi; Ascomycota; Sordariomycetes; Xylariales; Hypoxylaceae. The record is from RefSeq and is a predicted model, not a curated record. The transcript has 2 exons. Gene Ontology annotation, biological process: fungal-type cell wall polysaccharide metabolic process. Bases 644 to 1609 code for a protein of 321 amino acids.
AAGUGAGAUACUUUGGGUUCAAUGCGCGUCAUCAAAAGCUUAUACAUUAUCUCCGUUACUUCAAAUUACUACAGAGAUAACGAAACUUAUUACCUUUUUUCGUAUUACACACUUUGCGAUCCAUUUCGAUAGAGAGCCAUCUUAAGCGAGCCUGUUACGAUGUCCCAUCAUCUUACGUUAAAGCAAUCAGGUCCAGGCCAACCUAUUGGCUUGUAACCAUCCUGCAUUUUUCAGCUAUGCAGAUAACUAUCUAUUCAGAGCAGCGCUCGGGCGGCCAGUUCCAGACCAGGAAUUGAGUAAAGUAAGGGAGUAGACUUAAGUAAAGGAAAGUCAAGCCGCCGGCUACGAGAGUUCUUUCUAGCUAUACAUUCAACAUAUUUCGAUACCAGGUACCUGACCUAACCUAAUUUACGGUCCAGUCUUCAAUAUGAUUGUUUUUCCAUCGUAUUUCUGAUGGCGUCUUGAUAUAUCAACAGCAGCAAAGUGUUAGAUUCGUCAUUAACUACAUAUCUUACAACCCAUGAUUAUAGUAAUAAUAGAGCACAUAAGUCGCAACUCACGAUCAAAGUGUUAGCCAAAGUGUUAGCCAAGACCACCGCCCUUCGUUUAUCCCUUAACUUCGCCUCCUCCCUCAAAAUCAGCUAUGCGUUACUCGUUCGCCCUGUUAUUUGCAGUCUUUUCCUUCGCUGCCGCCCAGACUCGGUCAUCAAAGCGUGGAUUGGUAUUUGUUCCGAAUCCUAGCAACCCGGAGGAUGACACGAUAUGGGUUCAGUCAGGAUCCGACCUGACUUGGUACUACAAUUACCAGUCGACGCCGUCUCCCGCCUUUGACGGCGUAUCGCAAGACCGGUUUGAAUUUGUGCCUAUGCUUUGGGGCGCCAUUGACGACACCUCGUUCCUCGAGUCUGUUCGGACCCAGAUCGAUUCCGGCCGGGAAAUCAAGCACGUACUGGGUUUCAAUGAACCCGAUAGCCAGUACUCGGGAGGUAGCAAUGUCGAACCUUCGAAGGCCGCGGACGUGUGGAUCAAGAACAUAGCGCCUCUCGCCGAAAAGGGGGUAAAACUAGGUCUACCGGCCUGCACCGGGAGUUGGGGAGGAUUAUCGUGGCUCGAGCAGUUUCUAGGGAACUGCUCCGAGCUGAUUAGUACUGAAGACGACAAAAAGAAUUGCACGUACGAUUUCGUGGCUUUACAUUGGUAUGGGAAUUUCGAAGGGUUGGCAAGUCAUAUGGGCUCGUACGCAGCUGCGUUUCCCAACGUAACUCAGUGGAUUACCGAGUACAACUUCGACAACCAAGAUCUCUCUGCGACCCAAGCAUUCUACAACACGUCUUCAGAGUAUUUUGAUCGCAUGGAUUCUGUCAGUCGCUACAGCUUAUUCGGUUCAUUCCGGUCAGAGGAUAGCAACGUAGGUCCUAACGCCGUUAUGUUAAAUAACGCCGGGCAGCUGACGGAUAUCGGUUCAUGGUAUUUGGGUAUGAGCGGUACAAAUAUAGAUCCUCAGUCGGGAGCGGGAGCGGGAGGACCCCGAGCAAUUGUACCGGGUGCUAUGGUUCUCACGAUGGCGGUUAGCAUGUAUUUUGUGCUAUCAAGUUGGGUCCUCCUUUGAGCGUUUUCUUUUUCUUUUCUUUCUUUUUUUUUCCAGCGGUUAAACACGAGCACGCAAGAAUAUACUCUUGGGAUGGUUUAGGAGAUAUCGGUUGAUUCAGAGAUAAAUCAACCGAUAAAAAUGGAGAUGAACGAAGGAAUAUCAACGUAUUCUUAUCCAAAGAGAGAAUAUAUACUAUGUGUUUCCAAGUAAAUCGCUAGAUCCUUGUAAGCGCAUUCACAUCUUCACAUCUUGUUGAUCCCAUAUGGUCGGGUACCUAAGGUAGAUUAGUACAGAGGCGUACCUGUGGAAUAUCCAGUGCCUAAAAGCCAACUUGAUAUAG